AUGACGACCAAGCGGGCGACGAAGUUUAUGUCAUACGACAUUUCUUCUUCUUCUUCUGUUACAGCCGCCACCUUAGAAGCUUUCAUGCCGCCGUUUCUCGCUGCUCACAGUCGUGGGCUCCUCGAACGCCACCUUCUAGCCAUUGUGACGUCGCCGCUGUUGCCUAGAUGCCGACGAAGACAAAGGUUGCUGCUCCGACGUGAUGAAGUUGUAGAGAUUGGGCGACCCGCUGUUGCAUUGCUGCCGUUCGCUAGUUGA
Molecule: messenger RNA, 258 nt
Organism: Lactuca virosa
Lineage: Eukaryota; Viridiplantae; Streptophyta; Magnoliopsida; Asterales; Asteraceae
Source: the annotation of a GenBank genome assembly